AUGUAAGCAAUCUAAUUAAAUUAGAUAAAUUUUUGCUUGAUGAUAUAGAUGGAUUAUUUAAUGAAAUUUACAUAAAAUAGCAACACUCUCUAAGAAAUUGUAUAAUCAUAUUAAAUUUAUUGCAUUCAAAUUUUCAGCUCAAGAUAGAUGAAUAUUUGACAAUAGGAAAAUAUAAAUCUACCUCUUCACAAUAUUUCCUUAGUUGAUAUUUUAUUGGAAGUGUCAAAACAUCAAUAAUAUUUUCUACUAUUCAACAUUAUUUAAUCAAAUAAAAUAAUUUAGUAUGAUUCCACAUGUUUUGAAAAUUUAAACUAAAUGUUUCUUAAAUUUAAAAGUUUUAACAAUACUUUAUUAGAUUAAAGAAUCUUUAAAAUGAUUAAAAACAAAAAAUCUGAAACAUAAAUGAUAUUAUGA
Molecule: messenger RNA, 414 nt
Organism: Paramecium sonneborni
Lineage: Eukaryota; Ciliophora; Oligohymenophorea; Peniculida; Parameciidae
Source: the annotation of a GenBank genome assembly